Messenger RNA from Pangasianodon hypophthalmus (striped catfish), 5376 nucleotides. RefSeq names its product TAR (HIV-1) RNA binding protein 1 (gene tarbp1). Gene Ontology annotation, molecular function: RNA binding; tRNA (guanine) methyltransferase activity. The transcript has 30 exons. NCBI's taxonomy places the organism in Eukaryota, Metazoa, Chordata, Actinopteri, Siluriformes, Pangasiidae. The coding region runs from base 102 to 5156 and encodes 1684 amino acids. The record is from RefSeq and is a predicted model, not a curated record. Gene Ontology annotation, biological process: tRNA methylation.
AAAAACAGCAAAGAUAAUGAAGAAGAAGCGAAUAAAGCAACGUGGGUAGCGUGUGCAAUUCUCCAGCAGAGAAUUACUCCAUUCUCUAGAUCGACUUAACUAUGUCUACAUUUUUAAUGAAAGUUUUGGUGUCGCAAUGCCAUGAUAUCGAGUGCACGCUGGACAUGUUAUGCUGGCCGAGUUUUACGUGGCCUGAAGUAGAGAGGGUUGAAGCCCUUGGCUUAUUUAUCGGAGAGCUUGUCCUCAAGUCGCACUCCAGCGCAGAGGUUUUUAAUGGGUUUAAGACCAAGGAACGUUUUGUUUGUAAAGUGCAGUCAAUUAUAUGGGACCAUUGUGUACCACUUUUGAAAAUGAUUUCAAGUGAAAACAUUACAUCGUGGGAGGAAGGUGUUACACACAGUGGUAAGAGGAAGGAGAUGCUCCAUGCUACUUGUGCACUUCUUAUGGUAUGUGUGAGGGAGUGUCAGACGGACUCCCUGGAGAAAAUAGCAAGUUUUGUUUUACCUGCGUUUUCAGAAAGGGGUGACACACAGCAGUUCGAUAUUGACGUGGCCAUAGAGGUUCUGGCAGUAUUGCUCUCUGGUAUUUCUGCCAAUACUGCCUUAACUAAGAAAUCACUGUCCUGUACACUUUGUAGUGUUAAGGACCUUUCGGACACUUUGGUCUCCAAAAUCAUUGUCCGUAUCUGGUUCACAUGUCUUAACUCAUCGAACAAUGAAAUGCAGGCAGACAUUCUCUGUUUCCUUUGGGGGGAUUUACUGGAUUGGUAUGAGCGGGAGGGCACAGAAGUGGUGACAGCACGCCUUCUGCUAUGCCUUACUGCUCUUUCUGACUUCCUCUUCUCAUUGGAUCAAAGGGGGCCAAACCCAGAAAAGUCACACACAUUCUUCAGAGUGGUCCAAGCUGGACUUGUACACAAGGACAGCAUGUCCCGCAAGAGGGCACUCUAUCUACUAAAUAGAUGUGUCUCACUGGCAGAGGCACGUUGUGGGGAUAUUAAUAUAUGUGAGACAGAUUUUUUUUUCAGAUGGACAGCAGAGCACAGAUUAGUGCUUCAUGAAUUUUGGGAAGCUUAUUGCCUGGUCCUGGAAACUCUUGAGGAAUACCAGAUUCAUGUGAUUCGACCUGUACUAUGCCGAAUUGACAUGCUUGUCAAAACAACUUCAAUAGAUACUCAAGGCAGUGGACUGGUCCAUCCAUCCUGGGUACUGUGUGUCUAUCAACGCAUGUUCCACAGUGAGAACAAGGCUGUAAUAAAGGAGGGUGUCACUCAUCUGUUGGGACUACAAAUGCUUCAGCAACCUGCUUUUGCCAUUGCUUUCUCCCAGAUGGACGCAUCGGACAGGGGGCUGGGGACCGUGCUGUCCCAGGUGGUGGAGGGGGAGGAGCGCCCCAUGCUGUAUAUCAGCCGCAAGCUCACUGUGCAAGAGACAAUUUACAGCACGAUAGAGAAGGAGUGUCUGGCAAUCAACUGGGCAGUCCUCACCCUCCAAUACGAUCUGCUGGGAUGGGCCUUCACCCUCUGUUCGGUCCAUGCUCCGCUCCAGUGGAUGCCGCACGAAGGAUGCCAACGUGCAGAUAACUUAUUGUUUGUUGUAGGUCCCUUCAUGGAUGUCCUAGCUGAGACGUCACUGUACCACAGGUCUUCUAAACAAACCAUUGGAGAAUGUCCCGAACUAGGUCUGAAACUGCAAAAUUUCAUGGUGAUGUUCUUCGGCAGUUUGCCUGAGGACAGACAAGGAUCAGCGUUACUGCAGAUGCUCAAACAUUUGAGCUCUCGACGGUGGUGUUCUGUCCCUCUGCUAUUCCUUUCUCAAGCCCUGUCCUGCUUGACACCCUGCCCUCUUCUGAAAACAGAUGGGCUAAAUAUACUCAGACAGGUGCUUGGCUGCACUAUGGUCACCCACCACGUUCUACUAAGAGGGGCCAUCCAGUGCUUUCUGCUUCACACUGUUCUCCACCUGUCUGAUGUGUCAGCGGUGUCCCUAGAUGAAGUAUUUGCUUUUCUAGCACAUUUCCGAGCUGAGGAGUCCCUGUGUCCAGGCACAGCAAUUUGGGAAAAGCUCUGCGAUUGGUUGCUGGCUAAUGAGGGCAAUUUUUGGCCUGCUGCGACUUCCACCAGUGUUUCCCCACAGAAAGUCUCAGUGCACAGCUACCACUCUUUAAAAGCCUUCUUGACCAUACCGGCCAUCUCAGAUCAGGCAGACAGGGUACCUGUAGUAGACGAGGCUGAAUUGCUAGCUCGCACCCUCCUCCUCUCUGCAGACCUGGACUGGAGGAGAAGAGAGAAGCAGGGUCCCAAGGACAUGAGACUGGAACAGCUUUUCUACCCUCUGGUAGAUAUCCUCCACCGGCUCAACACCAGCAUUUACUUACCACUGUGCAAGACCGACAAGAGUCUCCAGCUCAUGCUAAGACUUCUGCUUCUUCUUGGCAAAAAUUUAGAGACGGGGAGGGGGAAUGAAGAUAACGUGGCAGUUGCCUUGACACAGCUGCUGUUGGGUGUGGCAGAACCAGUUCAAGAGUUCAUACUAAGAAGGCUGAGUGGAGAACUACAGGAGUUGUCUGAUAUAGACAGGGCAAAUCUGUAUCUUUCUCUUCUACGUGAGCUGAUAAGAACCUAUGGCAAAGUCCCAGGCUAUGGCUCUAACUUGCAGAAAAACUAUGUGUCCAGACUCACAGUGAACUGUGUGAGACUUCUCAGUGAGCCAUCUGAACAGGAUCCAUCUAUUGCUGGGCAGGUGCAAAAAGCAGUUAGCAUGGCAACAUUAGCCUUGCUAUGUGAGCUGGCUGAUCAGUGUGUGUUUGAAUCCCAGUCUGAGGCCAUGAGAUCCCUCUGCUCACUGACUGCCUAUUUCUGUCCAUCUUCAUCCUGUUUAUCCACACCUCAGUUCUUUAACCAGACCUUACUGAAGCCUGCUUAUACAGUGGACAUCUCCAGCUGUCCAUAUGGUGACCCACUUCUGAGAGACUGGAGCAGAGUGGUGGCUUACUUCAUCAGAGACAAGUGGACAUGCCUCAGUUUCCUUCAGAAGUUUGCUGAGACCCCCAGAGCUACAGAGGCCUUUCAGGCUGCUGUUGAGGCUCUUUCCUUGCUGCCAAGUGAUUUGGUGCUGCCUGUACUGGACUUUAUGUGUGCAGCUUUACCACAGGUCCUACAUAUUGAGGCCUUGUGUGUGGAAGCAGUAUCUGUGUCCUGGAAGCUGGUACAUUCCUUGAGUACAAAUGCUCAUGACUUCUGGCCUGCCCUGCGGGCCUUUGUACGCUUGGCCUUCCAUCGCAGCUUCCUUGAGAUGCAGGAUGUUCAAAGCCACAAGAUAGCUGCCUGCAUCCAACAGGUUAUAUGUGAGCUGAUUGAACUCUCCCAGGCUAAGUUGGGAGUAUUUAAUGUGCUGAUUCAGCACUGCUGCAACACCUGGCUUCCCUCUGACCCUAAGAUCCACAAAGACACUGUUUUCCAAAGUGCCUUAAAUCACUUGGACAUACUGACUGAGGCUUGCAUCUAUGGGCCAGUCUACAGAAGAGAUCAAAGACUCCUUCAUGAGGUUCAAACUUAUGUAGAGCAGAUCGGGGAAGAGCUUGCAGCAAAUGUGGUGAUCAACAGUUGGAAUAGGGACGAUCAGUUCCCACGCUUGUGUGUUUUGGCCUUUCUGAGUCAUCUUGAACCAUCCAAUAAUCUACAUCAGAGGCUGAUGGAAAGGCUAGUGCAGUGCUUACUGAAAAAGGACAAGGACAUAUCAAGGUCAAAAGUGCGUUAUUAUAAUAACUCUAUGCAGCACAGAGUAAAGAAUAGGGUGUGGCAAACAUUGCUGCUCCUCCUGCCCAAGCUGAGGCCGGGGUUUGUGGUGGAUUAUGUGUUUGGCCUGGUGUGUGAGGCAGGCUUUGGCAACAACCAGCCUUCUGUCAAGUACCUGAUUGAGUGGGCCCUGAUUCUGAUCCUCUACCAAAACCCUUCUCAUAUUCAGCAUCUGUGGAUUUGCUUUAAUGUGGAUCAGGAGAAAACAAAGACAAGCAUCUGCACGUUCCUUUCUGUGUUGGUGCACCUGGGCAUCCUGUUCCCUAAACUAGAGGAUAAGGCAAGGCAAUGGCAGAAGGCUAUAGAGGUGAUUUUACGGUGGUGUUUCAGUCAUAACUUCACUGUCCGUCUGUAUGCAUUGUUGGCUCUGAAGAGAGUGUGGGGUUUAGAGGGGGCACGACUCCUAGCUGAAAAUGAACAGUGCAGUUCAGCCUCUCUGCAGGGACUAGUAACAGUUGUUGAGGCCUGCCUACAUCAGACUGAGGUCAUGCAGAAUACUGGCAAUGCCGUAAAGAACUGGUCCAGAAUACAGGAGCAUUUUUUCUUCAGUGCCUUUCAUCCUCUUAAUGAUUACAGUGUAGAGACAAUUUUCCACACAUUCCCUGUUCUGUCAGAAUUGGCAGAGGAUGAGUGCAUUCCGAUGUGGAAGUUUGAGAAGCUGGUGGACUUUCAACACAGUUCCUCUGUACCUUUGAAAAAUGCAGGCAGAGAGCUGAAGGAGCUGCAGCCUAGUGACUGGGUUCAGCAGGAUAGAGGUGAGUUGGACCAAGAAGAGCGCUGGGCAGAUGUACAGAAAAAGAUUGCCCCUUGGAGUCUGAAUGUGCAGGAGGUGGAGCCACACCUUGUUGCCCAGCAGAGAGUAGCACGUCUGGGUAAACUUACCACUGCCCUCCUGGUGGUUGCCUCACUUAUUGACAAGCCCACAAACCUGGGUGGUCUUUGUCGAACGUGUGAAAUCUUUGGAGCCAGUGCUAUGGUGCUGGGUAGCCUGCAUCAUGUCGGUGACAAACAAUUCCAAGCCCUGAGUGUCUCUUCCGAACUGUGGCUUCCUCUGAUGGAGGUGAAGCCUGUGGACCUGGCAGAUUUUCUGCAGCUGAAGCAAAGAGAGGGUUACAGUAUCAUCGGAGUAGAGCAGACAGUCAACAGCCAGAGUUUGCAAAACUAUAGGUUUCCAGAGAAGACCCUACUACUGUUAGGGAAUGAACGAGAGGGUAUUCCUGCUGACCUCCUGCAGUUGUUGGAUGUAUGUGUGGAGAUUCCUCAGCAGGGAGUGACACGUUCUCUCAACGUGCAUGUGAGCGCCGCCCUACUGGUGUGGGAAUACACCAGACAGCACUUGGGUCCUGACCAAACCUCUUAACUACUCUGUUUUGAAAUUGCCCAUUUAUGCUGAUCAGAUAUGCUUAUGCUGAGGUCAGUUCCCAGUCCUGAAAUGCUUAACUCAAAAUGAAAUGACUUAUUAGUUUAUUAUUAUUAAGGGUCUUAGAUUGGUGGACAGUGUAAAUUACACAGAGGUACCACUAAACAUUUCUCACAAUAAAGUGUGAAUUCCCUCUAAGGUUAAUAAAGUUAUCUACUGA